Fonticula alba is the source of this 3083-nucleotide messenger RNA. RefSeq lists its product as hypothetical. NCBI's taxonomy places the organism in Eukaryota, Rotosphaerida, Fonticulaceae. The coding region runs from base 53 to 3019 and encodes 988 amino acids. The record is from RefSeq and is a predicted model, not a curated record. The transcript has a single exon.
UCUCUCUCUCUCUCCCUCUUUCCCUGUCCACGCACACACUUCUUCAGUAAAGAUGGCCUGCCCACCGCCAUUGGUUCCUCCAGAACCAGAGGCCAACCUGGCGUCGCUCCUUCGAUCGACCAUUCUCCCAGUGUCGACACUGCUCUUGCAGAGCAGCGCACAGGUAAAGGAGCGCGUGCAAGCCCAGGGGGCCGAUCCCAGUGUAAACGGAGGCACCAACACCGACCCAUUGAUCCUCAUCUUCACCCUGGAUCGAGACCAACUCCGAGCCUCUUGCCCGGAGCUCGCCGCGCACUUGGGCAUCGCCUGCCAGGCUCGGCCGAAUAUCCGUCCCGGGCCGAUGCUCGUGCCGACCCCACCAUCAACCGAUGACUUCCCAAUUGGGCUCCUGCGCCGAGCUCUGGCCAUCCCCUUCCGCAUCAGCAUGUCCUGGUACCCACCGAGCCUGUUGCCACAUUGGUCUCCAGCACGCCCUGCGCGUGUGCCUCCCCCUGCGCCUGGGGAGGUGCCGGCUUUGGAUGUCGAGGCAGCCACCCGGCAUCCACUCACCCUGGGCCAGGCCAUUUUCUCGGCCAUCGGAGCCGACGAUUCGGCCGCCAUCCCGGCCUUCAAUGCCUCGAUUGCUGCCUGUGAUGGGGCUCCUCCAGGCAUGGCUGAUGCCUUCCACACCGUCCCGACCGGGUCACUGGUGGUGGCCCUGCCGCCAGUACACCUCCUGCCAGCGGACAGUCGGCUGAGCCUGGGCACCGCGGCCGAGCCUGGCUCUGGUCCAUGUCAGCAUGAGCUCCGUCUGGCGGGAGGCGUGUCGACCAGUGGGUCCGCUGCAUCGAAUGCCCCUGCUGCCGGGGACCCGGCUGCCAUGUGCCGACUUUGCCCGGCCGGUUGGGUCAGCAUCAUGGCAGGCUUCCUGCCGGCUGGGGACUUCGGGCUGACCGAGGCCUCUCCUGGCCGUCAGCCCGAGGCAUGGGUCACUUUGCGUGGCCUGGCACAAUUGCUUCCCCGAAAUGAUGGGAUUACCCCGGGCUGGGCGGCUCGCCAGCCGGCUGUCCUCUCUUCGGCCGAGGACCAGCAGGCCGUCUGUCUGCAUGCCUCUCCAGCCACUUGGGUGUCGGCCUGGUCCGGUGGGACGAUCGCCACAACGCCCGACUCGCUGGAUGCCGCUCGAGCGGAGCGCAUUUCCCAGGCACAGGAGCGCAUGCGGCCGGCCGAUGCCGGGCCCCGGAGCCAGCCAGCCGGUCCACCGCCUCCCGGGGCGCGCUUCGCCCGGACCGGCUGCUUUGACCUGGUGUCCACCGGCGAGGCGAUCGGCGAUUUGGGCACCGGUUCGACGCCGCCGCCGCCGCCGCCGCCGGCCAGCCUGGAGCCGAUGUCGGCGCUGGUGCCGCCGGCAGGAGUCCCGCCGCCACCGAGGGCAUCACCCCCCCCUGGAGAUGGGACUGCCUCCCAAUUGGCCCCGGCACAGCUGUUCCUCCGAGCCCUGGCUCUGUCUCCAUUUGACCGGCUGCACCAGUUGAUUGCCGGCGAACGGGCACGCUCGUGCGGCGUGUGUGCCAGCAAAGGAGGCCGGUUCUACUGUGUGCACUGUCUGGCACCGGUGCCGUUGGCCCUGUCACCGGGGGCCGCGCCGACGGUGGACUGGUUCCCCCGCACGCGGUUGCCGGUCCGUGUGCUUGUCAUCCGCCAUCGCUCCGAAACCCCCGGACGCAGCACGGCCAUGCACCUGAAAAUGAUUGCCCCCAGCCAGGUAGAUGUGGUCACCUACCCGGUCAGUGAGGCGGAUGUGGGGAAGGCACGCGCGGCGGCGAGGGUAUUCACCGAGUGCAAGGGUCAAGCAUUCGAGGCCGGAUGUGCCGCCGGUCCUGGCUGCCCGGAUGCCAGCUGGCCGGAUGCCCUGUUCCCAGUGCAUGACCCGGCGGCCCUGCUGGCCGGGGAGCCUGCCGAUGUGGAGCGGUCCUUGUCCUUCUGGUUCCGUCAUGUGUGGGGCUGUUCGGCCACCGACACGGCCAUCCUCUUCCCGAAUGCCAGCUCGGUGGAUCUGCGAGAGUUUGCCGCCCCCGCUGACUGGGCCACUGCCGGGCAAUGUCAGGUUCAUGUGCAGCACCCGCAUGUGCUGGGCACUGAGCAGCAUGACUGUGCCUCUGGCAAGGCGAUUCCCGGGGGAUCUGCCUUGUGCUCGGCCGAGUCGGCCCUCGGCGACCCUCCGAGCCCGGUGCAUGCCCCCAAGGCGGGCAAUGCCCCACGCCACAUUCGUAAUCUCAUCCUCAUCGAUGGGACCUGGAGCCAGGCAGCGGCCAUUCUGCGUGACGAGGCUUCCCUGCAUGGGCUUCCCCAUGUGCACAUCCCUCGGCUGAGCAGCCCAGAUGCUGCACUGACGGCCGACGAAUGGCGCGCCGGGAUGACUGCUCCGCCGGAGGGCUUCCGCACUCGGCGAACCCCGAUCAACCCCCAGCGAUCGCUCUUCUGGCGCAGCAACACCCGAGCGGAUCCGGACUGUGUGAGCUCCGUCGAGGCAGUGUACUACGCCUGCCGGCUGCUGGCCGGCUUCCGCAUGCUCCCCUCUCUGGCCACGGAGCUAGUUGGCCCGGCCGAGGCAAACGGCGCGCGGGAAUGGUUUGGACCCCCUCCGGGGGGUGCCCUCCCGCCGGACCUCGGGCCAGAGGCGCCAGAUUCCCGGCUCGACAACAUGCUCUAUCUCUUCGUCUUCAUGUGCUUCUUCAUCAAUGACAAGAUCACCAGCACCAAGCGCAUGUUUGAGGAGGCCGCUCGGAGAAAGAAUGCCGCCGCCCCGGAGGUUGCACAAUCUGCCGCCAGCAGCGUGGCGGUGGCGGCCCCUCCGCCGCCGACCGAGGGCACUUCACUUGGCUCCACCGUGGGCGGGCAAUCGGCCCUUUCGGUCGUCAGCGAGCAGGACGGCCUGGCGGCCAAGCCGGGGCAGCAGCCAACCCAUGGGCUCCAGAAACACGUGGACGUCACCAUCCCCGAGGUGCCAGCGCGCAAGAAGUUUCAACAGGGCGAAUGAUCCACAUGUCCAGAAAUAGAAUAAGCUAUUGGGCCAGAGCCUGAUAGUUCGCUGUGCUCGCCAA